Molecule: messenger RNA, 7197 nt
Organism: Epinephelus lanceolatus (giant grouper)
Lineage: Eukaryota; Metazoa; Chordata; Actinopteri; Perciformes; Serranidae
Gene: dselb
Product: dermatan sulfate epimerase like b
Molecular function (GO): sulfotransferase activity; chondroitin-glucuronate 5-epimerase activity
Source: RefSeq, a predicted model, not a curated record
CUGACUGUGUUGAACAGUCGGGGGGAGACACAACGGAGACGCGUCCGGAGAUCAUUCGCACAUACACAGCUUUACUUGUGAGAUGUGUGUCUCAAUCGGCAGCGGAUACAUAAACAUCCCGACUGAUACAGUACAUUUCCAUGUGGAUUAUCCAUCACCCGGGAGGCUGAGUUACUGUUUUCCUGCGGACAAGCCGAAAAAUGUCUCAUUCUUUGAAUACUUGAGGAGUGACGACAACUUUCCUCCUUUUCGGACUUCACCAUACUAAUCGGCGCAGAUAAGAAGCGUGGAGCUACAACAAGAAGGAGAUUACCGGAUUUAACAAUGCAAACAGAUCAAUUCCCCGAUCAGGAUUUGCAAUUUUAAGCAGCAGGCAGUUUGGAGUCUGCAGCGGGGGACACCGAGCAAUGUUAUCUGCGGAGAUGCGUUGUUCGCUGAGGUUCAUGUCCGUGGAUGUUGCGGCUCGGUCGGGCUGCACACGGUGCCUUUGGGUGGCUGUGAUUGGACCGGACACAGACUGGGGCUGACUGAUGUUUGUCCGAGAGGAAAUGUUUUGGGGAGGAGAUCAAUAUGACUUACUGGCGCACGCGAGGGGGGGAGAUUGCCAGUCUUCACGAGCACACGUAUUACUAUGAGGACGGAGGAGAGCGUGCAGGGUUUCUUCUCUUGGAUUUAAAUUCAAAACAGACCUGAAAGCUCCUACCUUCAGACAUUUAUGUAUAUUUAAUGUGAUGCGUUUUGUUGCCUUUGCAAAGUGUUCCAAGAUUGUUACAAGUGGAUGUGGACAGUGUGUGUUUGCACUAAAGUUUUUUUUUCCUGGCUAUCAUGCAUGGGACUUUGAUAUUGCAUCACUUGUCUUAUAAAAUAUAAAUUUUUUGAACUCUUGCACCUCCAACAAAUAUAUCCCACCUGGACUUUUACUCUGGAGUUAUGGGAUGUUACGACAACAUUUUUAAGGAAGAAAACAAUCAGUUGCCUCAUUUCUAAAUGCAGUAAAAUGUACCCCCAAAUGCCCGGCAACAUGGUAGUGAACUGGGUUGUGUAUUCAGUUUUUAUACUCCCGCUGUUUGCAGUGGGGACAGCUUUCUCGGGGGUCUUCAAUGCCACAGACAGAGACAUUUUUACAGAUGACUUGCUGCAGGUCAAGCUCACACAAGCCAGAGCGACCUAGCAGUGGAAACUCCAGUCUACUGAUUCCCAUCCCAACCUAUAUUUUAACCAAGUGGAUGUGUUGCACUUGAGGCAAAGGUCCUCCACCACCCACAGUCACAUAUUUAAAGUCAUCCGGGCUGCUGCGCUCACCAUGUUGUCUAAUGUCCCCUUUUACAUGCCCCCUGUGAAACAUGCAGAGUUUACAAGCAAGUGGAAUGAGAUUUAUGGGAACAACCUGCCUCCCCUGGCUCUCUAUUGCCUGUUGUGCCCAGAGGACUCUGCUGCCCUGCAGUUUCUUAUCAAGUUUAUGGAUAGGAUGGCUGAAUACCCAGACUGGAGGGUAACCAGUGCCCCUAACGAUGAGGUCCCCAUGGCGCACUCUCUCACUGGGUUUGCUACUGCUUAUGACUUUAUUUACUCCUACCUGGAUGAGCGGCGGCGGGAUGUUUACCUCAAGAAAAUUCGCUCUGAGACAGAGGAGCUGUUUGAGCUCUCAAAGUACAGGGGAUGGGGAAAACAGUAUCUCCAGAAUCAUCAGACCACAAACAUAUUAGCCACCCUGACUGGUGCUAUAGUGGUUGGAUCACACAACGACCCGGAGUCAAUGAUCUGGAAACAAGUGGCAGUGAACUACAUGGAGAAAACUAUGUUUCUCUUAAACCAUGUUGUUGAUGGGUCUCUGGAUGAGGGGGUAGCCUAUGGGAGCUACACAGCCAAGUCCAUCACACAGUAUGUCUUCUUAGCUCAACGCCAUUUCAACAUUGACAACCUGCAGAACAACUGGCUGCGGGGACACUUCUGGUUUUAUUACGCCACUCUGUUGCCGGGGUUUCAGAGAACUGUCGGCAUCGCUGACUCCAACUACAACUGGUUUUAUGGGCCGGAGAGCCAGCUCGUUUUCCUCGACACAUUCGUCAUGAGGAAUGGGACGGGAAACUGGCUGGCUCAACAGAUUAGAAAGCACCGACCCAAAGACGGUCCCAUGGGGCAGUCGUCCGCCCAGCGCUGGGCUACACUUCACACAGAGUACAUCUGGUACAACUCCCACCUCAUGCCGCAGCCUCCCCAUGACUUUGGAAAAGCGAGGAUGCAUAUUUUCUCAAACUGGGGUGUGGUUACCUACGGGGCAGGGCUACCGAACGGUCAGGGUAAUACUUUUGUGUCCUUUAAGUCUGGCAAGCUGGGUGGCCGUGCAGUCUAUGACAUUGUCCAUGACAAGCCUUACUCCUGGGUGGAGGGCUGGAACAGCUUUAACCCAGGUCACGAGCACCCUGAUCAGAACUCUUUCACAUUUGCUCCUAAUGGGCAGGUAUUUGUGUCUGAAGCACUUUACGGUCCAAAGUACAGCUAUCUUAACAAUGUUUUGGUGUUCAGUCCAUCUCCUACCAGCCAGUGUAACAAUCCGUGGGAGGGUCAGUUGGGUGAGUGUGCUAAGUGGCUGCGAUGGACUGAUGAGGGGGUGGGUGAUGCCAGAGGGGAGGUGAUUGUCGCCUCCUCACACAGGGACACCAUGUUUGUGAGUGGGGAGGCGGUAUCAGCUUAUUCCCCUGCUAUGAGAUUAAAGAGUGUGUACAGAGCUUUAGUUCUGCUGAACUCACAGACUCUGCUGGUGCUUGACCACGUAGAGAAGUUGAGUGAUUCACCUGUGAAGUCCCUCAGUGCUUUUUUCCACAAUCUUGACAUUGACUUUAAAUACGUUCCUUUCAGAUUCAUGGACAGGUAUAAUGGUGCCAUGAUGGAUGUGUGGGACGCUCAUUAUAAAAUGUUCUGGUUCGACAGCCAGGGUCACAGCCCUGAUACACGGAUACAAGAGGCAGAGCAGGCGGCUGAGUUUAAAAAGAGGUGGACUCAGUAUGUCAAUGUCACUUUUCCGAUGGCAGGCACAGUCAGUCGAGUAGCAUAUGUCUUACAUGGGCCUUAUGUCAAAGUGUCCAACUGUAGAUUUGUGGAUAAUAGCAAGAAUGGAGUGAGACUUUCUUUAACUGUAAAUAACACAGAGAGGAUAGUUUCUAUUGCAACAAACUAUAAAGACAUAGGUGCGAGGUUGGCAUAUUUAGGAUUUGGAGGUCACUGCAAAGUUGAGGAUAGAUAUCAAAUCACUCGAUAUGGCCUUGGGACUCAACUGAUCCCCAAACAAAUCAGCAGUGAUAAUCAGCUGUUUGACUUUGGGUUCACAGUCAAUGUGAUAGCUGGGGUUGUUCUCUGCAUGGCCAUAGGAUUUUUGACCAUGCAGAGAAAGUUUUAUGUCUGCUUCGGCAGGCUGAUGCGUUACGCCCUCCUCUCUGUGCUCAUUCUGUGGAUAGCUGAGCUGCUGUUUGUGUCUAACAGCUGCGAUCAGCUUCUCUGUGGGGUAAAAUGGAAAGGUGCGGGUGCCAAAAGCGAAGUAAACAAACAAAUCAGACUGUAUGAGCAGCACCGGCUCCCCCUCCCCACUGUCGUCAUAACAACCCUUCCCGGAUCGGGAUCAGAAAUACUCAAGCACCUUUUCUACAACAGCUCGGACUUUGUUUACAUAAGAGUCCCCACCGAGCACGUGGAUAUUCCUGAGACCGAGUUUGAGUUUGACUCUCUGGUCGACGCCUGCGAGUGGUCAAGGUCAGAUGCCAUGCAUGGACGGUUUAAGAUUAUCCAGGGCUGGCUGCAUUCGCUGGUCCACAACACCAAGCUGCACCUGCAGAAUAUUCAGCUGGUAGAGGGCAGCAGGGUCAAACAGCCCCAGAGAGUUAGCCCCUCUAGGGACAGAAAGAAAAGAUCCAGACGGAGGGAGCCGGCAUCUGAGCUGAAGGGCAAACUGAGAGCAAGUCUGGACAGAGAUGCAGAGUAUGUGAGGGAGAUGAGACGGCAUGUUGCGGAGUACCCUAACGCCAGGGUGGUCCUCAACAUGCGGAGUGGAAGCUGGGCGCUCAAACUGCCUUUCAUUCAGGAGGUUGUGGGAUCUUCCCUGAGGACAAUCUACUUGGUGAGAGACCCUCGAGCGUGGAUUUAUCUCAUGGUUUAUAACAGCAAACCCAGCCUUUACUCCCUUAAAAACAUCCCGCAGCACCUUUCCUUGAUAUUCAAGGAGGAUGCUGUCAGUGACGGGUGCCCAGCUGCAGCGCCAGAAUUUAAAAUAAUCCAGAGGCUGCUGUCCCAUUCAGAGACAAACCCCAUCCUGAUACUGGCUCAUCUGUGGCUGGCUCAUACCGCAGCAGUGCUGAGGGUCAGCGAGAGCCUCCCAGAGGAGUCCUACCUCCAAGUGAGGUUCGAGGAUGUGGUCAACUUUCCGCAGGAAACAGCAGAGAGCAUACACACAUUUCUGGGGGUGCCUGUGUCACCCGCAGCCCUCAACCAACUCCUGUUCACCACCUCCACGAACCUGUACAAUCUCAUGUAUGAAGGGGACAUUUCACCAGCCAACAUUAACAUGUGGAGACAAAAUAUGCCUCGAAAAGACAUCAGACUAAUAGAGGACGUGUGUGGGAGUGUGAUGAGGAGGCUGGGUUACACCAGGUUUGCCAGUUAACAUGCUGCUGCUGGUCAGCUGAUACUGAGCUGUCUUGUUUACUGUAGCUGCCAUGGAGUUCUGUAAAGUUUUUCUUUUCUUUGCACUGACCUUAAAUUUUAAAAAAUAAUGUCACAACUUGAGGAGAAACUGAGUAGCAUUUCCGUCUUUUUAUUGUGUUUGUUUGGGUGUUGUACAGACUACAGCAACAGAUGUUUGUGAGGGAGGAAUACUUAACAUUAAAAUAGGUGGAAGGGAGCUUGUGUUGUUUUCUCCCCCCCCAGCCGCCCUUCACACUCACUUGUAGCACUCUCUUAUAGAGUGAGACCUUAGACCUUUGCUGUGUUACAUGCAGAGUUGAAUUUGUUCUGUUAUUGCAGCAUCCCACAACAGCUCAGUUUCAUAGUGAAGAUUAUUUACUGUUAGUUUUAGUACAAGAUGAGAAUUGAGAGUUUUUCUGUUCACUAAUCUUUAAUGUUAGAGAGAUGUGUGUGCAAAAUCUAUAUCUGUUAUUAGUGGCAUUAUUUAUUUUUUUCUCGGGACGUGGGGGUGGUUCAAGAGAUGCUUACCGGUUUGGAACAAAUAUGAUGCUCAUUAAGAAAUAAGAUUGUUAAUAUUGUUUAAUAUUGUUUUUAUUGACAGUCUUAUAAUUGGCAGCUUUGGGAGAGAAUUUUCAAAGAGUAAUUUGGCUGUUAUGAAUUUAAAGGGAUAGUAUGGAAUUUUUUGAUGUGGGAUUUUAUAGAGUACUUAUCCAUAGUCAGUGUAUUACAUACAGUAGAUGUCAGUUGCAAUGCCUCCAGUUUGGAGAAUCAGGCUGAAGUCUGACACGGAAGCUAAGCAAUAUAUAACAAUGGAUGGGGGUCGGCAAUGAAACAUAUUUUUACCACCAAAUAAAAUGUCCCACCUAAAAAAACUAAUAUCAGUUUGAGUCAACACUAUACUGAGAGUGUUUUUAUGGCUUUACCUUUCUGUCAGACAGCCUAUUUAGACUUCAGUUCCCCACCUUUGCUCUUGUAAAAGCCGCCAGACUCCAUUGAGAAAAAAGGGUAAUUUUAGCUCUCCGAACACAGGAGUUGCUGGUCUACCACUGCUUCAAUCAGUCAGUUAAUUUGUGUUAUUGUGUGACUUUGGUGAAUCUGAACUAAGUCUUCAAAUUGGCAAAGUCACAUAUGCAUGUUUUUUUCAGUAGAGUCUGGCAGUGAAGAGAGCAAUGCAUGUAAUAUACUGUUUAUGAAUAAGUACCCCAUACAGGCUCACCUCAAAAAAUUGGAACUAUCCCUUUAAUAUCUGAACUUGUCGUGCUAUUCCCUUUAAAACUUAAAAAAUGCCUCAAUUUUUAAACUCUUUUGCCAAGCAGAGAAAGAAAGGCUGUGCUUUAUUGCUCUAAUAUAGACAUAUGAAUGAUAUGGAUUGUAUUUUCAUUACAUCAGUGGAGGGAUUUUUAUUUGAAGCUCAAAGAUGUCACGAUGGCUCGGCGGCUUAGCACUUUCACAGGGACUCCUCUGAUUGUAUGCGGGAUUCAGUGCAUUCUCCAAAGCUAACUUUACUGUAUGUAGUCGAUUAGCUCGGAAACAUAAAACCUCUGAAGAUAUAUAAACCUCUGAAGAUAUAUAAACCUCUGAAGAUAUUAUGUGUAGAAGAAAGAAAGUUAGAAGUAUUUAUGGGUUCCAAAGACACAUAUCCCAAAGGAUCAGGGAUGAAUAUGAUUAUUAUAACUCCCUUUGGCAUUUAUUGAAUUAGAUCAGAGGGAAGUGCUUAAUAGGGAUCAAACUGAAGAAAAAACAACCUGUCAGCCUUGACACAUUUCUAGUCAAAGCAAUUUCCAAAGCAUCCCCCUCAGCUACUCAUAUUAAUCUGCAGAACGCCAUAACUGAGGCUUACCCUGUGUUUUAUUGUUGUGCUGUCUUCACUUUCAAGGCCUGAAGGAAAUGCAAACACUUUCCAUUUCCUGUCUUGGUCAAUCAGAUAUCCAAUGAUCUUUUUGGGCCUUUGUCUUGAGAGAGCUCAGCGAGCAUUGGACUGAGCAGGGGAUGAAUAUUAAAUAUAGUUAAAGAAAAAAAAAGUCAGAGACCAUUUCUACUCUGUGAUGUUAUGCUCUUUGGCCUGGGCGAAAAUAUACGCUCCUCAGUCAGUAAGCUUUGAUGCUGUCUUGCUUAAACAUUUCUGUACUGUAAAUGGAUCACAUGUAACAUGCAGAUUACGACUGCAUCUGUACACUCACAAAAAACCCAUACUGUACUCAUUUGGAAAUAUCCGUCUUUCCUCAGCUAGAAACAGUCCUGUUUGUUUUCUUCUCUACGAACACUGAAACCCUUGACUGCUUGGAAAAAAAAAACGUUUGAUGUUUGUGGUCUUUGAAUGUGUAGACUUGGCAGACAUGCUUUCACUUUGGUGUUGCAAUCCUGUUACCAACUCUGUUUUGUAUUUGCUCGUGGGGAUAUGGUUCCUUGCUUCUGUGGCCUUGAAUUACAAUCAUUUUCUUUAUAAGGGAUUUUCGGUGGGGCUCUGGAGCAAGAGGUUGAGAUAAUGUAAAGAAAAUAAUAAAUUCAUAAAUAUAUCAACCA